Molecule: messenger RNA, 4797 nt
Organism: Leptomonas pyrrhocoris
Lineage: Eukaryota; Euglenozoa; Kinetoplastea; Trypanosomatida; Trypanosomatidae
Exons: 1
Coding region: 112-4797 (1561 amino acids)
Molecular function (GO): protein binding
Source: RefSeq, a predicted model, not a curated record
GCCAGGGUAUUCUUUUUGUUUUUACGCAUCAUCGUUCCUGUUGACUGAGGGACGACUAGGCGUCUUGAACCGCACGUAAAACGUGUUGCAUCACCGCGUCCCCUCUUCACAAUGAACAUCGGUCGAGAUCUGUAUGUCGAGUGCUGCCAACGCCACGGUGUGAAGCCUAACGGCGACAUACAGGCCCAGAUCAACUCCGUUGAUUUUCUCCAUCUGAGGCUGCUCGACGCCUCGCACACCUUCCUCGGCCGGCUUGGCGUACUCGCCGUCUUUUCCUUUGUACGGCAUCACCAAAGCGUGGAGGAGGUCCGUGUGCCGCACAACUGCGUGGAUGACACGUGCAUGGAGCUCCUCGCCAGUAUCGUCGCUGAGGGGCACGCCAAUCUGCGCAGCGUCGACGUCUCUGGCAAUCCCAUCUCGACGCCCGCACUGCGGCGGGUCUGGGCUGCGGCCCGAUUCAACUCGCGCUUCAUACACCUCUCGCUGGAAGGCUGCGGCGUGCCGGAGGAGUGGGUUACCCGCAUGGAUUCCACGCUGCGCUCAAAUGAGGCGAUGGAGACGUUGGGCUACAUUCCACACGGCAUUCCCCGCAGCCCGCAGUCGUGGCACACGGUAUUUCUGCUCACGCUGGGCACACCGGAGGCGGUACAGGAGUACUGCGAGGAAUGCCUGCCCAUGGUGAACACGUUUUUGGCUUCCAUGCGGGUUCGCGUCGCCGCCCUCAGCGUGAACGCGACGGACACGGUGGAGCAGGUAGAGGCGAAGCUGGCGCGCUGCCAGGAUCCCUCCAACCAUCAGCUUACCUGGUGUGUGGUGUUACUCGGCGCGGAGCCGCUGCUGAAGCGACAGCAGUACGCGCUCGAGAAGGUGCUGCUGCAGAAGGCGCCACCGCGGCUGCCGUUGCGCGACAAGACGGGUGAGCUCCGUCCGCCUACCUACCGCGCCGCGCGGGCCUGCUUCUGCUACACCCCCGUCUCGUGGGAGAUGUCGAACCGCGCCAGCGACGCCGUGCAGCCAGCGCAGUGGCUUCGCAGCGCCGGAUACACCAACACCAGCGCCUACGACUCGCUGGUCGCCGCGGUGGACACGUCUGCAGUUGUCUUGACGCCCGGCAACCGUGUAGGCCGAUGGCAGAGUGACCUCUUCGCCUCUCUCUCCGUCGUGUUCAAGGAGAGCGAGGCGGCCGAGCGGUCCGACAUGGAGAUGGAAGCCGAUGAACUACUCUCGCAGGAGGGCCCGAAGCUCUUCUACACGAGCAUGGAUGAGGUCACCACGAUGCGCCGCUUCAUCUGGAGCGGCCGCUACCACCCAAAGAAAUCUACGCUCGUCUUCAACUACGCAUGUGGGCCCUACCGCGACAGCGGCUCGCCUUUUAUCCUCUACGGCGCCGGCAGCAUCGGGAAAGCCCACCUCAUCUGCAACGCGGCAAACAUGCUGCUGUCGGGGCAGGUACGCGAGGGCGGGGAGCGGCCGGCGCGGGUGGUGUGCUAUGCGGUGGACGUGCACCACAACAGCGUGGUGGUGUUCCUCUACCGCCUCCUGCACCUCUUCCAUCCGGAGAGCGCGCUCGAAUUCACAAGUGUGCAGACGUUGGCGGAGGGGGUGCGCGAUGCGAUUCGUGCCUACAAAGGACCGACCUUAGCGUUGCUGCUCGGCCGUAUUGACCUGCUCGACACGUGCGGGUGCCACAGCAGCGUGAUCGCGGCGUGGAUGCCCAACAUUCUGCCACCCGCCGUGCGCAUCGUUGUCUCGUUGAACACCGAGAGCCCCGUUCUUCCGCUGCUGCGCAAGCGCAUGCCGCAGCCCUUUGAGUGUCUGUGCCCGCCCAUGACGGAGCUCAACUGCGUGCGGGUCUUUUUUUCAGUUCUGCAAAUGCGCAACAUCGUGCUGCCCGGCGUGGAAAGCAGAGAGCUCAAGUCGCGCGAAGGGCUGGGGGCUGCUGAGAAAGCCUACCUGCAGAAGGAGGAGGCAAUGACUCUCCUGUACCCCUACCUCGCCUCCGCCUACGUGCACUUUCUGCUGGUGACGGGGCGGCACGUGGAGUCGGAGUUCGAGACGAAUCAACUCCUUGAAUCGGCGCUGCCGCCCACUGUCCGGGAGCUCAUUCAAGCCCUACACGACAAAGCGGCAGUGCUGCAUCCCGUCGUGACGGUGGAGAUGUUGCUCGUCGUCGUUGCCCUGGCGCCGUUGCCCGCGUCGGAGCUGGUGUACCUGUGCGAGGAGCUCGGGCCCUGCCCGCGGCAGACCGCCCUCUCCGCCCUGCUGCUCCUAACGGACUUGGGACUCAUUGCGUGGUACCACGACGCCACCGCCCACGUCGCCCACCCCGCCCUGCGAGACCUCUUCCUAGAUCUGUACAAGCCCCGCGUGGCGGAGCUCAGCGUGCUGCUGGAGUCGCACCUUUACCGCCUCGUCAUCACCGACAGCGCGGAGGUGCCGCGAGCGUCGUGGUACUUGAUGCCGUUGAUGUUGGGGAACGGCAACAUGCGACAGGCCGCGCAGCUGCUGCGCAACCCGGUGCUGAUGGACGCCAUUCUCCGCCGCGGACCGAUGCAUCGACUGUACACGCUGGAUGCCUUUAUGCGCCUCCUGCAGGCCCGCGUUCUGCUGUGCGAGGUCGCCGCCGUGGGUGGGCCGCCGGUGCCGGGUGUGAUGGCGGCAGGGCCCCUCGUCAGCUGCCUGCACGACGUCGCGCACUACACCACAGACCUCUACCAGACAGCGCUACUGCGUCGAUCGCCCUCGCCGUACGCGGCCGCCGCCGCCUCUGCCUACUGCGUCUCGCCGGUGCUGCUGCUCCACCCCCUCAACAACGGUCAGGAGAGCACGGCGGUAGCCACGGCACGCAUGGGAGACCCGUGCUUCUGGUGCCACUGCCGCGGCAGCCACGUCGUGACUGCAACGGACGACUCCGUCUUUGUCUACAACAGUGACCUCGGCAAGCCCAUCGCGGAGCUGCGCAUGCCCUUCGAGCGGCAGCAGCGCAUCACCGGUGUUCUCCUUGCCGCUGGAUCGCGGGUGCUGGUGGCGAGCGAGACGCAGGUGCUCGUGUGGGACUACGAGGGCAACUCGCACUUUCUCUUCGCGGAGUUGAGGAUGGAUGUGCGCUCGUCCGACCUGGAUGCCUUUGGGUCUCUCCUCGUCGCGAGUAACGCCUCUACAGACCAACUGUGCUUAAUCGACGUGCUCAAGAAGCGCAUUAUGCGCGAGAUGCCGGACAUAGAAGGCGGCGUGCGCCAGAGCGGCGUCUUCUGCGGCAACCACCUGCUGCUCAUCAGUCGGUGCUCCUUGUGCCUCUUUGAUGAGGAGAUGAAGGGCAGCGUGACCUUCACCCACGACAACCUCGUCAGCGCCGUGAGCAGCAACCGCGACGGACGCAUUUUGGUCUCGUACGCCGGGGAGCACCUGCACGUGUGGACGUCUGCCGGCGACCUGCUGCACCGCCUCGACGUGGGAUCGGAUCCGGUGGUGCUGCUGUGCAUGUCCGCCUCUGGCGCGCACUUCGCCACGAAACAAGGCUCGUGGCUGCAGCUAUGGAAGACGCUGACCGGGGCCCCGUGCUGCACCCUGCUGAACCCAUUCGCAGACGACGCCGACAUCGAGUACUUCGUCUUCACGGAGGACUCCGCGAAGGUUGUGGGACGGGCCGGUCCUUACGUGCUCGUGUGGGACGCGCACAAGGGACAGCUGAUCGGGGCAGAGUCCGCGCCGACGGGGCUCGUGGCGCACAUCGCCGUGAGCGGGCCAGACGUCUACGCGACGACGACCACCGGUGAGGUGCACAUGUGGUCUUUUGAGCGCGGGCUCUCCUCGGUCGACCAGGUGAAGGAGGGCCGCUGCACCACCAACUUCACCGUCAACGGCAAGGUCUCCAGUCAGGCCAUCGUACGCGUCUCGGCGAACCACGCCGGCACGCUGCUCGUCACGGUGGACGCCGCCCAUCAGCUUCGCCUCUACUCCCUCGUCACCGGCGCACCCAUCGAGCACGGCAUCCGCCGCGUAAAGGACGCCAUCGCGGUGGGCCCCAAUUUAGUGGUUUUCCUGCCCAUAGACUCGCAUGUGCUGUGUUUUUGCGACCUCGGCGGUGACAGUCAGCUGAUCACGCGUGCGCUGCCGAAGGACUCGCAGCCGGAUGCACAGUACAGACUGUUUGCGUCGCCCGACGAGCACUACGUCGCGGUCACCCACCACCACUUCAACCACAGUCGUGCCUUCAUCUACGAGACCGAAUCGGAUGAAGCGACCUGGUGUCAGCUGCUCGGCCACACCGGUAGCAUCCACGAGGUCAGCUUCUUCGGCAGCUUUGCGUUCACAGUAGGCGAGAAGGACAAGUCGGUGAAGCUGUGGAGUCUCGCGCGGAAGGCGGAGCGGACGUCCUACACCCACAACUGCCAGCUGGUGGCGUCGACCGGCAACGGGUCGGGGCUUCUGUUUUGUGUCGACGAAGAGGGCUCCGUGGUGCGGCUGCACAUUGACAACAUCGUCUCUGUGAAGCACGCCACACUCGUCGUCAGCAACUUAGCCCUGCGCGCAGCUCUCCCGUCUAUUUUGGCGAACAGCGUCCUGCAGCUGUGCUACUACAAUUCCUAUCUCAUCCUUGUUCGGGACAACGGUGAGCUGCUACUGGUGGACACGCAGCGGGAUGAGGUGGGUCAUCGUGUUGCCUUUCACGACUGCCGCUGCGCCUUUGUGACGAGCGUGAAGGAUGCGCCGAUGCUGCUGACGGGGCAUCGCAGCGGUCACGUGCUGCUGAACGCGAUGUCGGUCGUGGAGGCAAGCCUGAAGAACCGCACGUGA